Molecule: messenger RNA, 481 nt
Organism: Anoplophora glabripennis (Asian longhorned beetle)
Lineage: Eukaryota; Metazoa; Arthropoda; Insecta; Coleoptera; Cerambycidae
Exons: 3
Coding region: 12-329 (105 amino acids)
Source: RefSeq, a predicted model, not a curated record
CUAUCUUGCUGAUGGCUAUGAUGUUUGUUUUAAAAGAGGUGCAAUGUCAAAACUGUUCACCCUUUUUCUGCGACAUAGUGAAAAUUAAAUGCCAAGGAGUUGAAUGUGGACCUGAUCAAGUUUAUUAUAGAAGAGGAGGUGGACCGUGUGGAUGCUGCUCCAUCUGUGUUACACCACUGCCAACUCAAGUAUGUAAUCCUCACUUCUGUGAUAACAUAAGGCCGUACUGUAUGGCAGUCACUUGCGGGCCCGGUGAAGUUGCUUUAAUUAAACCUGAACUAUGUCGAUGCUGCCCAGCUUGUUAUCCUGAUGAAAAGACGGUGUAUUAGGGUUAAGAAUAAAAUACGACGUGCACUCUGCAGGAUAUUUCAACUUCAAUUACAAGUAAUGUAAACUAUAGAUAUCAAUGUAUGUAUUCUACAGUGCAAUGAUAAACAAUGUUUAUUAUAAUGUAAUAAUAAAAAUAUAAUUUUGAUCUUUA